AUGGCCAUGGAGACGACGACGACGACGGAGCUGCCGGCCGAUAACAACAAUAGCGUCAUUCCUCUGCUGACCCCCUACAAGAUGGGCGAGUUCCAGCUCCAGCACCGGGUGGUGCUGGCGCCGCUGACGCGGCAGCGCUCCUACGGCAACGUGCCGCAGCCGCACGCCGCCGUCUACUACUCGCAGCGCGCCACCCGCGGCGGCCACCUCAUCACGGAGGCCACGGGCGUCUCCAACACGGCGCAGGGCUACACCGACACCCCGGGGGUGUGGACACCCCAGCAGGUCGUCCGCGCCGUGGCCGCCGAGGUCGGCGCGGGCCGCGUCGGCGUGCGGCUCUCGCCGUUCACCGACUACAUGGACUGCCACGACUCCGACCCGGAGGCCCUGGCGGGGUACCUGGUGGACAGGCUCAGCGACGUCGGCGUGCUCUACUGCCACAUGAUCGAGCCGAGGAUGGCCAUCGUCGACGGGCGCAGGCAGAUCCCGCACCGCCUUCGGCCGUUUAGGGAGGCGUUCAGGGGAACCUUCAUCGCCGCCGGUGGGUACGACCGGGCGGAGGGGAACAAGGUGGUGGAGGAAGGGUACACGGACCUCGUCUCCUACGGCAGGCUGUUCCUCGCCAACCCGGACCUGCCCCGGAGGUUCCGCCUCCCCGACAACCGCACCACCUUCUACACCUCCGACCCCGUCGUCGGGUACACCGACUACCCAUUCCUCGACGACGACGCUGCCGACUCCGACGACGCCGGUGCCGACAAAUAA
Miscanthus lutarioriparius is the source of this 765-nucleotide messenger RNA. The record is from the annotation of a GenBank genome assembly. Lineage: Eukaryota; Viridiplantae; Streptophyta; Magnoliopsida; Poales; Poaceae.